Rubroshorea leprosula is the source of this 2525-nucleotide messenger RNA. The record is from the annotation of a GenBank genome assembly. NCBI's taxonomy places the organism in Eukaryota, Viridiplantae, Streptophyta, Magnoliopsida, Malvales, Dipterocarpaceae.
CAACUCACGUGGUAAAGGCCGGCUGAGGAUUUUUGAGGAAACAAUCCUUUGUUGGCGCGCCCGGUGGGACCAGCAAAUAUACAUCCAGAAGCGUCUGGAACCAUGCCACCGAGAAAGAGUAGAGACAAAGAGGUACAGCCAGCCCAGGCUGACCAUGCAGACGACAGUCCACUCCACUCUGAGGGCGAAAAUGAUCCCAUCACUUUUCUCCCAGUGUCACCUAUAGCAGAACGGUCCUAUGGGAAUCCAGUGUUUAAGGAGAAAGAAGCAGACCGUGGAGGUGACUUUGCUGAAUCAAGUAAUAUGUUUAGAGGUAUGACUGAACGUCUGGAUUUAGCAUUCAAAGAACAGAACCAGGCUAUGCGGAGACUUGUUGACAGUCAAACAGAAUCUUCCAAACGUCAAGAAGAGUUAGUUAGACAAUGUAUAGAAGAGAUGAGACGGGUUUUUGAGGAAGGCACUAGGGUGAUGCGAGAAACUGGGGAAGAAAGUCGCAGAACACUGCAGGUUGUUUCAGAACAAGUGGUUGAGCAAGUGCGACAGCCCAGACCUGAGAUUCCUCCUCUAGUCCAAAAUUUCUUCAUGGGUGAAGGACAAAGACAGCAUGAACCAAUGGAGGUUGCUGCUCCUGUUGCAGACCAUGGCCAUCAACCUCAGCAUAGGUAUGUUCCGCCAGGUAGGAAGGGAAAUGUGGGUCCUCAUCAUCAACCCUACCUAAGGGAUUUUUUCCAGCCGCAAGUUCCUCCAGCCCAGUCGGUACAGCGUGGUCUGCAGAAUCACCCAACUCAAUUAUUCAAUAGAGAUCAGCUAAUAGAUUUGGUACAAGAAACCUAUGGACCAGCCUUGAGACCAUUGGUGCGUCCAGCCUACAGGAAGCCUUAUCCAGACAUCAUUGAUCAUGAAAAUCCUUUUCCAAGGGGUUUUAAAGUGCCUGAGUUCACUUUAUUUUCUAGUGAGGUUGGUCAGUCCACUAUUGAACAUAUUGGACACUUCACAAUACAAUGUGGAGAGGCGUCUGGAGAUGAUAACUUGAAACUCAGACUGUUCCCUAGCUCUUUGACUAGAACAGCCCUUACUUGGUACCUCAAUCUGCCUCAAAAUUCAGUCUACUCUUGGAGGCAAAUGGAGGACUUGUUUCAUACUCAAUUCUAUCAUUGUGAACCAGAAGUGUCUAUGGCAGACUUGUCGAGGUUAGCCCAAAAGCCUGGAGAGUCGUCUGAGGCAUUCCUUACUAGAAAUUUGAAAGGAUGGAAUUCCGAGACUUCUAUGAAUUGUCUUAUAAAGUGGCUCGACAAGCCUGUUGUUUGUCCAGACCUUGUCAAACCAACUCACCAGCCUGAGAAGUCUGUGAGACGUUAUGUUGACAAAGCGAAGGAAACCAUGGGAGUAGAUGCAGAUCCUUUUCUAGCUGUGUCUGUGGGCGUGAAUGUUGUAGACCUCAGGAGUGCUGCCAGAAAUCGCAGUCUGCCUUAUGCUCAAAGAAACCUUGCUGUCGAAGACUUGAGACUGCAGCACAAGAGGGCUGAAGAGCGAAAAAGACACCAGAAGCAGGUGGAGGCUGAGGGAAGUUCAUCUCGCAGACCACGCCAACCUACCAAAAGGAAUAUGGUCUGGGUGAGAAAAGAGAAAAAGGAGGUUGUAACCCAGACUCUACAGAAGGAGGAUGACCAAUCUUCAGCUUCUCCAAAGGUGGCGUCUGUCAUUGUGAGUCCAGACGGAAUUUUGAAAGCAACUUUUGAAGCACCAGAACAGUCUGGGAAUCGUGGAUCUGAAUCAAAAGAAGAUGGCACUAUUCAUUUGGGGGAAUUCUCAGUGAAUUUGUCAUGUCUGGUGCUGACAUUACCCUUGGUUUUCCAAGCCAAGAAGGAGGAGGAACCAAUCGUCUGUGAGUUCCCAGAACAGACAGAAGAAGAGAUUCAUUCAAGUUGGUGUGUCCCUUCUUCACUUCACCAGAAACUGAUUUUCUGGACUGGUGGCAAGGCUGAGGUCGUGUCUGCAGAUGAUAAGCCUUUUUCAGCCAACACUCACCUGGUGGAGGCUAGAUAUUAUGAAGAGGACAUUGGUACCAUUCGGUUUUUUGGGAUGGAUAGACAUGGGAAACCGAUUGGGAUAACAGCAUGCAGCAGACCGUCUUUGUCUAAGCGUGCUGUGGAGGAAGAAAGAGAAAAGGCCGUGUUGGAGAUAACAAAGAAAUUAGCGGCCUAUUUUGCUAAAAAAGCAGUUCAAGUAGACAGGUCUGAAAUUGUUCAUGAAGGUGAGGAGGCAGACCAAGGUGAUGAAAUAACUUUGGAAGAGUUGGAUCUGGCCCCAGCCAAGUUGGAUGAUUUAAAAGCUGAAGUUCAAGACCCACUGGAAGAGAUCAAUCUAGGGUCUGAAAGUGAGCCAAAGAAAUGCCAGGUCUGGAUCGGAAAUUGGUGGAACAUAAACUGCCAAUUGCAAAAGGAUUCAGACCGUAUAAACAGCUGCCCAUAUGCAUGUCUGCAGAGGUCACUUUGAAGGUGAAAGAAGAAAUUGAGCGGCUGGUA